This is a messenger RNA of Penicillium cataractarum, 1890 nucleotides long. RefSeq names its product laccase. The record is from RefSeq and is a predicted model, not a curated record. The coding region runs from base 1 to 1890 and encodes 629 amino acids. The transcript is spliced from 2 exons. Gene Ontology annotation, molecular function: copper ion binding; oxidoreductase activity. Lineage: Eukaryota; Fungi; Ascomycota; Eurotiomycetes; Eurotiales; Aspergillaceae.
AUGAGUGUGGCCUUUACUUUCCUGCUGAGCUUUUUGAUAGCGAGUGGUACAUGUCUACCCGAAGCCCAACCACCAACCAUCGCCAACUCUGUAUAUCAAGAGACCAGCUCUGUGCUAUCAUUUCCGAACCCCGAAAAAAGAACCACGAACCAGCCCUGCGCUGGAAAUACCCCGGAUAAUCGACAGCAAUGGUGCAAUCAUGACCUCUAUACAGACUACACAACCACAGUCCCCGACACAGGGAUAGUGCGAGAGUUCUGGUUCGACCUAACCCAAGCCAACCUCGCACCAGACGGCCGCGAGCGAUGGACCCUCACCAUCAACGGAACAAUCCCAGGCCCAACCAUAAUAGUCGACUGGGGCGACACUGUGGUCAUCCGCCUACGAAAUAAACUACCCUCCACCGUCCACAACGGCACCAGCCUCCACUUCCACGGCAUCCGCCAACUACACACGAACCCUAUGGACGGCGCAGUCUCCAUCACCCAAUGCCCCAUCGCACCAGGCCAGACCAUGACAUACCGCUGGCGAGCCACGCAGUACGGAACGACCUGGUACCAUUCUCACAUCGGACUUCAGACAUGGGAGGGUGUCUUUGGCGGAAUUAUCAUCAAUGGGCCCGCCAGUGCGAACUACGACGAGGACAAGGGUGUGAUUUUGUUGAAUGAUUGGGAUGUAAGGACGGUGGAUGAACUUUGGGAUGCUGUGCAAGUAUCCGGACCGCCGACGGUGGAUAACGCGCUUAUCAAUGGGACGAAUGUUUUUGGUGAAGAUGGGAUGGAUCAAGUGGGACGGCGAUUUACGAUGUCGUUUACGAGGGGGAAAUCGUAUCGAUUGAGAUUGGGGAAUGCGGCUUGUGAUACGCAUUUCAAGUUUAGUAUUGAUCAUCAUGUUUUGAUGGUUAUUGCGGUGGAUUUGGUGCCUAUUCAGCCGUAUACCACGAGCGUGCUGGAUAUUGCGAUUGGACAAAGAUACGAUGUCAUCGUUCACGCCGACCAGUCUGCUCUAGUCAAUGCCUUCUGGCUCAGGGCCACGCCCCAACUAUCCUGCUCCCAAAGCCUCAAUGCAGACAAUGUCCGCGGUAUAAUCUACUACAACGAUGAAAACACCAACCCAACCAUUAUCCCCAAUUCCACGGCCCGCAACUUCACAGAUAGUUGCCGCGACGAAGACCCCUCCAAUCUUAUCCCAAUCAUCCCCCAACCAUUCGACCUCACCCCAUCAGAUUACUUCUACAACGAAAGUCUCCCUGUUACAAUAUCCAAGAUAAACUCUUUCUACCGAUGGCACCUCAACGGCACAUCUUUCUCCCAAAACUGGACCCAGCCAAGUUUACGAUAUCUACACAAUUCAAAUUCAAAUCACGCAUCAACAGGAAAAUCAAGUUCCACUUCUUGUUUGGAUAAGCUUUCCCUGCCGACGAAUAGUAUCAUCACCCCCAAACCUGAGACGUGGGUUGUCAUUUUGAUCGAGAGUACUCUUCCCGUUUCCCAUCCUAUCCAUCUGCACGGGCAUGAUUUUCUCAUUGUGGCUCAGGGAUCGGGUUCUUACGCUGGACCUGAACAUACGGCUGGAUCUGUGGCUAUAUCAUACCCUGCCGACACGCUGCCGAAACGCGAUACAGCUCUACUCUCGGCGGGGGGACACCUGGUAUUAGCCUUUCGCACUGAUAACCCGGGUGUGUGGCUGCUGCAUUGUCAUGUUGGAUGGCAUCUAGAGCAAGGGUUUGCCGUGCAAAUUGUUGAGCGAGGGGAGGAAGUUUGCGAAUUAUUAAGUGGUGAUACCAAGAGAGGGUGGGCCGAGUGGGCUGGAAGUCUCGAAGAGAACUGUCUUAUUUGGGAGAAGUAUGAGGGGAGCUUGCAGGGGGUAGAGAAUGGGUCUGGGGUCUGA